Musca vetustissima is the source of this 1071-nucleotide messenger RNA. RefSeq names its product lysosomal acid phosphatase-like. Gene Ontology annotation, molecular function: phosphatase activity. Gene Ontology annotation, biological process: dephosphorylation. The record is from RefSeq and is a predicted model, not a curated record. Bases 1 to 1071 code for a protein of 356 amino acids. The transcript is spliced from 6 exons. Lineage: Eukaryota; Metazoa; Arthropoda; Insecta; Diptera; Muscidae.
AUGUUAAUUUUUGCAAUAUACACUUUAAUAAUAUCUUAUACCGUUUCAUUUCAGCUUUUUCGUCACGGACCACGUACCCCGGUGAACACAUAUCCCAAUGACCCAUAUAUAAAUGAGACAUUCUUUCCAUAUGGCUGGGGUCAUUUGACAAAUGAUGCCAAAAAAGAAUUAUUCAAAAUUGGCAAUGCACUGGCUAAAAGAUAUCAAUGUCUAUUGCAGCCAUUUUAUAAUCCAGAUCUUAUUUACGCCCAAUCGUCAGCAUCACCACGCACCUUGAUGUCAAUGGCAACAGUAUUGGCGGGUAUGUUACCGCCUGUUAAUACACCAAUGGAAUGGAAUUUUAAACUGAAUUGGCAACCCAUACCUAUUCUAUCAAUUCCCGAGGAAUUGGAUAUUUGGUUGCGCAUGAAGGUACCUUGUCCACGUUAUGAUCAAGCUUUAAACGAAGUUUUACAAUUCUCAAAAAUUCAACAAGAAAUCGGUGAAUACCAUAACAUGUUUCAGGAAUUGACAAACAUUACCGGAUUAAAUAUUACAACUGCAGCAGAUAUAACAUCUCUCUACAUUACCCUACUGGCUGAGCAAUCUUACGGCUUGGAUUUACCCGCCUGGACCACAGCUUAUUACCCCGAACGUAUGCAAUUUUUGGCCGAAAAAAGUUAUAUUUACAAUGCCUACACUACGGAAAUGCAACGUCUUAAGGGUGGACCAUUUCUACAGAAAAUCUUUGAACAAAUGUUGGCAAAAGCAAAUGACACCCUUCAGCCCGAAGAGAGGAAAAUGUUUGUUUAUUGUGCUCACGAUUGGACUAUAACGAAUGUUUUACUAGCCCUUAAGGUGUGGAAACGACAAAUGCCUCGAUUUUCAGCUUUAAUUUCAUUUGAAUUACAUCAGAAUUUAGAGACAGAGGAGUAUUUUGUAGAAAUUUAUUUCCAAAACGAUCCAAAAUUGGAACCAGUUCCCUUAACCGUUCCGGGUUGCAGUUUUCAAUGCCCUUUAAACAAAUUAUUAGAAUUAAUUCAAGAUGUUAUGCCAAAUGCUAUAUAUGAAGAAAUGUGCCAAUUAAAAUAA